ACGUAAUAGAUCCACGCUCGCAUUUCCCACUUCCCGAGUUUUCUUCAAAAUAUUUAGCAAAUUACCUCGAAUGUUUUGCUAAUGCUUCAGCUGUAUGGUUUUAGGACAUACAAGGGAAGGGGAACAUUCUGAUUUCAAGGAUUAUAGUUCGACUAGACCUGAUGUGAUGAGAGAUUAGAAUGGCUUCAAAAUGCCUGACGGAUUACACAGAAAACUUUUUCAAGAAAUUACUGCGAAGGAAAUACAUUGACUUCUCUCGGGUUUGCGAGACGAAACUUGAACGUUGUUUGUCAACGUUUGAUCUGACUGCCCUUGGUAUUGGCAGCACCCUCGGAGCCGGCAUCUAUGUGGUAGCAGGACAAGUGGCGCGUACAGUAGCAGGGCCGUCUGUCAUCCUAUCAUUCCUGAUAGCAGCCUUAGCAUCAGUAUUAGCGGGGCUAUGUUAUGCCGAAUUUGGUGCCAGAGUGCCGAAGACAGGUUCAGCGUAUGUCUACAGUUACGUGGCUGUCGGUGAACUAUGGGCGUUCAUCAUCGGAUGGAAUCUCAUCCUGGAGUAUGUUAUAGGCACAGCGAGUGUAGCUCGAGCAUGGAGUGGCUACUUUGAUUCAUUAGUCAACAAUUCAAUCAAGACAGCCUUCCUUGAGCACAUGCCCAUGAAUUUGCCUGGGUUGGCUCCAUAUCCAGACUUCUUUGCCUUCGGGAUAACGUUAUUCUUGUCAAUCAUUCUGUCUGUUGGCGUGAAGGAGUCAUCACGGUUCAACAACAUCUUCACUGGCUUGAAUCUAAUCGUAGUCGCCUAUAUCAUCAUCUGUGGCUUCUUCAAGAUGGAAUUCAGUAACUGGACCAUCGCGGCUGACAGGGUACCACCAAGCACAAACCCCAAAAACCCAGAUGCUAACGGCAAUGGCGGCUUCUUCCCAUUUGGUUUCAGCGGCACAAUGGCUGGUGCUGCCACCUGUUUCUAUGCAUUUAUUGGUUUUGACGUCAUAGCAACCACGGGAGAGGAAGUGAAAAAUCCCCAGAAGGCCAUCCCGCUCGGUAUCGUGUUUUCCCUGUGCGCUUGUUUCUUGGCUUACUUCGGGUUGUCGGCCAUCCUGACCCUGAUGUGCCCAUACUACCUACUGGACACCAACGCCCCACUCCCGCAGGUGUUCGAACGUGCUGGCUGGGGCAUCGCCAAGUAUAUCAUCGCCAUUGGCGCGGUCUGUGGAUUGUCAACAAGCUUGCUUGGAGCCAUGUUCCCUUUACCUCGUGUCAUCUAUGCCAUGUCUAGCGAUGGUGUACUCUUUAGAUUCUUGGCCAAGGUCAACGAACGCUUCAAGACGCCAAUGUUGGCGACUAUAUUGUCUGGCCUGUUUGCUGGUACGAUGGCGGCGGUGUUUGACCUGAUGGCCCUCGUGGACAUGAUGUCUAUAGGAACGUUACUAGCUUACACCAUCGUGGCGGUUUGCGUACUUAUUCUCCGAUAUAGGCCAACACCUGUCUCACUCAACGCCCCAUCGAGCCAUUCAAGUGGUUCUGAUAUCGAGGAUAAGAGGGAUGAUGGGAUCGUGAUGAGUGAUGACGCGGCCGAUGUGAAUGGCCUCAGCAUAUCAUCGGACCGAAAGAAGUCCAGCCAGAGUCUGCACUUGGAACAAGUUGAUGAAAUUUACUCCACCGAUCCUAUUUACAAGAAAAAACCAACAGCAUCGGUGUAUACACAUUCUGAGAUCAUAACGCAGAUUAUACGACCGCCAAAUACAGGUGGUGUGGCAACAGAACUGUCUGGAAUGCUUGUUUCUGGAUGUGUCUUAACAUUGACUGUCGUUAUCCUCUUCCUGGACGCAGUUCUCAUAUUUCUGAAGGACCAGUUGACAUUGAUGGUGGGCUGGGCUCUCUUCCUGGUGAUAUUGCCAUGUAUCCUCAUCAUUUUCCUCAUUGUGACCAUAUCCAGGCAGCCACAGAAUGUCAAAGAUCUAAAGUUCAAGGUGCCAUUGGUGCCCAUACUACCUUGUAUAAGUGUCGCUGUCAACACCUAUCUUAUGAUGAAGCUAUCGCCGGAAACUUGGGUGCGAUUUGCUGUCUGGAUGUUUGUAGGCUUUGUGAUUUACUUUGCGUAUGGAAUCCGGCACAGCUCUGAGGGGAAGUACCUCGCCCAUGAUGUCAUCCCAGCUAUUGAGGAUGCCCACCUGCUGUCGGACAUGACAGUGAAAUCCAACGAAGAAGACAGCCCGGCAUCAUCGGCAGGGAAUAUAGACAUUGAAGGCCAAGAAAGUGCCUUGAGUUAGGCGAGAAAGAUUCGACUUGAGGAUUAUGUCCACAGAAAUACAGAGGUUAGGUCCUGUCCUUGUCUUCCACUCCACAGUCCCGGUAUUGUGUCAUCAGGGUUUUCGUUGUCCCAGUGUGGGGUUAUCUAUGGUUCCAUUGAAUGACAUGGCGCCGACAGAAGUACCACAUUAUCUCAAGUCCUUGUCGUCCUUGUAGCUCGAGCAGAAGCUGUUUUGCAACACCAUUGGUUCUUGAGUUCAACUUGCGUGUGUGUGGGGGGGGGGAGCAUACGUCUCAAAUAGCACAAAUGUUCCCGCCAACAUUCUCAUGACAUCAUCAUGUGUUCAUCUUGGUUACAGGUUUCUACAAACACUCUGCAUGCAGCAUCUCUUGGUUGGCACAUAUUGUCAUAUGUCGUUGAUAUUUUUUGUUGAAUUGUGUAAGAGUAUUUUCCGAGCAUUUGGGUUUUUUAGAUAAGAUUCAGGGAAUACAAUAUGACCUUUUUGAUGUGGCAGCUUGUAUGAAUAACUCUUAUUUCACAUAUGUGCUAUGCUUCUUUAUGCAAAUUUGUAUAUUUAGAUGAGGACGGUAUGAGGUUCUGGUCCGUUCUAGCCUACCAAUUUGCAGCUGCAUGGUAAAAAGGCUUUACAUUUCCCUGGUGCAAAUGCUUUAUUGAAAAAGACAGAGUAAAAUCGAACUUGAAUAGUUGUGCUAACAUUCUAUUUUGUAUAAACAUGUAUAUAUAUAGGUGGUUGGUAAAAUAUGAGUUGCUCUCAAGCGUGUUCGCAAGAUGGCAGCUGAAUUCAGCUUCGUUUAAAAAAACUUUUUAAAAAGAAGAAAAAAAUGAUGCUUUAUAAGUUGGGUUCUAUUGUUGUUGUCAUGUUGAAGUAUUGAGUAGGGCUUCCAUGAUGGGUGCUGGAGCUUUGAAGAGGAUCGGUGCUAUACAAAAUGGCAUUUGCAGGAGAGUUUCCUGAGUGCCUUACAGAGAGUUCCACUGUGUUUGGUUGAGCUUGCUUAGUCUUGGCUUAGUUUGUUUGUUGUGCCUGAAUAGACUCUUGUGACAAGGGUGCUUGUGUUUAUGUAUGUCAGGGAGGAAAAAUGUAUAUAUAAGAAGAGUUGAGCUGCACCAAUUAUUUUAACUCAGAUGAGCACAAGGUCCAUGGACUAUCCAUUAAAUGUUUGGUGUAGCCUCAUUAGAAAUCGAGAAAAAAUAAUGUUGGAAUGUAUAGUGUACGUAUAUAACCAUAUAUGCGUAUAGCUUCUGUAUGAAUUUGAAACCGGUAAGAAAUGCUUUGCUCAAUUUGUAGCUUUGCCAUCUGCUCAAAUUUGUUUGACAAUAUUCAUAAGGCAGCUAAACCUAAAUGAAGUAUUGUUUUGAUCGCCACGUUAUAAUCAAAUACAUAUUGAUUGUUAGUUGAUUGUUAAUUUAGUGCGCCUGAUAAAAUAUGGCAAGGAUUCUGUUUGGGUUGGCCUUUGAUGACAAAAGAGAAACAGUGGCCGACCCAAUGACUGGGCAAUGUAUGGCCACUCGACUGUUGGAGGCACUCAGCUGGCCUGUGCACCAGCUUGACCUCGUCUCUGGCCUGUGCACCAGCUUGACCUCGUCUCUGGCCUGUGCACCAGCUUGACCUCGUCUCUGGCCUGUGCACCAGCUUGACCUCGUCUCUGGCCUGUGCACCAGCUUGACCUCGUCUCUGGCCUGUGCAUCAGCUUGACCUCGUCUCUGGCCUGUGCACCAGCUUGACCUCGUCUCUGGCCUGUGCACCAGCUUGACCUCGUCUCUGGCCUGUGCACCAGCUUGACCUCGUCUCUGGCCUGUGCAUCAGCUUGACCUCGUCUCUGGCCUGUGCACCAGUGACAUGAGUGAGCUAUUUGCAACUGUUUCAAUGCUUUCACAUGCAUUCUGUCUGUACAGUUACACAUAGUAUGGUAUGAUAGUAAUGGUUGUACAUAUCUAUAUGAGUUCAGUGUGUUUAGUGUGUCCAUACACGCAUGUUUGGUCCAUUUUGAAUCGACCAAAGUGCAUGAAGUAUGUGAGGUUCUACUAUUUCUGAACUGUUCAAUAUGUUUUAAAAACACCUAGUAAUUGGCACAAAAAGAUUUUGUUGUUCUCGGUUGAAUCUUUUGUAGUUCAUUCAUGAUGUAUGUGUAGUAGAUAGAAUCAAGUGGUGAAUUACAGCUGGUGUCUCCUCCUGUUGAUGAACACAACAACUAAGAAAUCAAAUGAGUUACCGGUGUCGCCAGAAUUGAACCUGUCAUGUGGUGGUGGAUUUGGUGAGGGACUCGUAAAAUCAGUCGUUUCAAUUUGUUGUUUUUCUUUAAGUAUUUGUUUGUUAUGGUUUUGUUUUAAUAACAUCUCAGUUUCACAUUAAUCAGAUGUCGCCAUGGUAACCAAUAGAUCUUAGUUUAAUUGUGGCGUGUCUCUUGUAAAUCUCGAUAUAUAUUAUGUAGUUUGUGUGUGUAUAUAAUGGCUAGUUCGUCCACAUAAGUUUGGAUUUGUGAAAAUCUCUGGAGUUAUAAGUUGAUACAUGUAUGUGUAUCACAUACGUUGCUUUUUGCCAUUUUGUAGCAGAGUGACAAAAUGUUUGUGGUAGCCAUUUUGUUUUUGAGGUGGUCUUUGAACUUCUCUUGUCUGGCUUGCCUCAAGUUGAGAAAAGGUAAACAAACUGUUGAGGGGAUGGGCAGGUGACGUGCGCUCGCUAGACUCAUUCAUACUAAGAGAAGGGCAUCCAUCAUUUGAGCUAUGGUGACUAUGAUACCCAUCUCUUGGUUAAAGAAGACACCCCUGCAGCCUUUCCUCAACUUGAGAGUAAUACAGAUCACUGCUGUAUUAUAUUGCCUGAUCUAAUAUUCCAGUUAUGGUGUGGCUUCAAAGUGUUCUCUGCUUGAUUAUAUUGUGCCUUGCACACGCAUCUUUCUUCAAUGUCUUGAGGUCACCGUUUCUUUCUAUAAUCCUCUCAUUCAUUUAAGUAGUUCUAAUCAAAUCAUUUUGUGAAUGAAAAGUCAGCAAGACAGUGAAAACUAUCAGAAAGAGUUAUAUUUCUCUUAUACGCAGCCGAUCAUUUGACUUACUGGUGAAACACUCUGUCGUUCAAACGGAGAAUAUGGCACCAUGUUCAUCGAUCAACUGUCAUCUUAACGAGUCCAGCUUGGUGUCACAUUACUCCUUCCAAUUAAGCUUCAUUCUGAUCAACACAUCUGCAUCAAUAAUUUUAACAAUUUUGUAAGCAUUUUUUAUGCAAUUUUGCCGACAUGUUGACAUCUGAUAGAUCUUCUUUAUACUUGUAUCACAAAAGCUCUUAUUUUUAUACUACAUGUACUCAUGUAUAAUGAUAUAUCUCUCAAGUGACACAGAGAUCUGGUGUGCUAAGUGUAUUUUUCUAGGCAUGGUAUUGUGUAGUUUUCUGCAUGUAGUAUCCAUGGUGGACAAGUAAUCCUCAUCAUCUAGAGAUCCAUACCCUUUCUAUUAGGAACAAGUUUACAUAAAUUUUGCUAUGAGUCGGUUCUUUUCUUACUUUUCUUGUGGCCAAAUCAAUAAAGAAGCACCAUCAGAGUGAUUCUUGAAUCUCCUCUCAACCUUGACCUUGUACAAAUGUGUUCUGGUUUCGUCUUUUGUUUUCACUGUUGCCAAUGGGGUAUUCGUCAUUGUACAGGAAAGAAGUGUUGAUGGAUCAUCUUCUUGGUUAUUGAGGGUGGUCUAUUCCAUUAGGUUUGGUAAAAGUCCAACCUCCACAAGGUUACAUGUUGGCUGCAGACGUAUGUGCCCUUGCUAGCCGUAUGCAGUAAAUACAAGAGUCAAUGUUACACAACAACAGGCAUGAGAGUCUUCAGGCUUCAGUCUUCAGUCUUCUGAAUUCAGGGUUUUUAGUGUUAAUCACCUAGCUAAUGCAUUAUUCCAUUAGGACCUGUCAUUUCAGGCUUAACAAAGGUGGUUUCAGUCUUCUCUCAUGCCUGCAACAAGUACCAUUGGCCACAGUGAUUUUAUGCAGUUCAGAAAUGUACAUUAAUUCAAAUUAUGGCUUAUUCACGUAAAUAAAUAAGUAA
Molecule: messenger RNA, 6291 nt
Organism: Lineus longissimus
Lineage: Eukaryota; Metazoa; Nemertea; Pilidiophora; Heteronemertea; Lineidae
Product: high affinity cationic amino acid transporter 1-like
Exons: 14
Coding region: 180-2267 (695 amino acids)
Biological process (GO): L-arginine import across plasma membrane; L-ornithine transmembrane transport
Cellular component (GO): plasma membrane
Molecular function (GO): L-lysine transmembrane transporter activity; L-arginine transmembrane transporter activity; L-ornithine transmembrane transporter activity
Source: RefSeq, a predicted model, not a curated record